UUGCUGCGGGGCUUAAAGCAGUCUUCAAGAGAGACGCUUGACGCUUGCACACACAAUGUUAGUGUAGAGUCGGGACCCCUGUAGAGUUAGACUGCCUUUUACGUUAUCUCAUCUAUUGCGCUUUUCCAAACUAUGACUGGAGUAUUCGACAGAAGGAUUCCGAGUAUUAAACCAGCAGAUUUUCAAAACCCUUUUCAGCUCUCCACAAUGCAUCACCCAUCUCAGGAAUCACCAACCCUGCCGGAGUCGACAGCCACGGAUUCUGGCUAUUACAGCCCUGCUGGAGGAGUUCAUCAUGGCUAUUGUUCGCCGAAUUCGGGCUCGUAUGGGAAACCUCUUAAUACCUAUCAGUACCAAUACCACGGAGUCAAUGGAACUUCUGGAAAUUACCCUGCAAAAUCCUACCCUGAUUACGGCUCAUACUCCACAGCAUAUCAUCAAUAUGCCGGAACCUACAAUAGGGUGCAGUCACAACCGAGCCCACAAGAAAAAGAAACAGUCGAGCCUGAAGUGAGAAUGGUCAACGGUAAGCCCAAGAAAGUCCGAAAGCCACGCACCAUCUAUUCCAGUUUCCAGCUCGCGGCUUUGCAGAGACGCUUUCAGAACACGCAAUACCUCGCGCUUCCAGAGAGAGCCGAGCUCGCUGCAUCACUGGGGCUUACACAGACACAGGUGAAAAUUUGGUUCCAGAAUAAGAGAUCAAAACUAAAGAAGAUUAUGAAAAACGGCGAAUUGCCACCAGAGCACAGUCCCAGCUCCAGUGACCCGAUGGCGUGUAACUCACCGCAAUCUCCCGCGGUGUGGGACUCACAGGGUCCUCAGAGACCCCACCAUCAGCCACAGAAUAUUAACACAGCGCCAUCCUCGUUUAUGGAAAACAGCAGCUCUCCGUGGUAUUCUUCCACCGGGACGAUGAAUUCUCACAUUCAGGCAGCCGGCACGUUACAGCACUCGUUGGCACUCGGACCAGGAACGUUGUACUGAAAUUUGUAUAUUAUUUUGUUGUAUAUCGGACUGGUGUUAACAAUUUUUGAGGAAUAUGCAAUGUAUUAUUAUGGCAGUCAUAGAAGACAGUGUAUAAUGUGUAAAUGUGUGCAUGUAAUUUAUUGCAUUUGGAAGAAUUAUUAAAUGUUUUAAAUGGACAAUGGACCCGAA
Messenger RNA from Misgurnus anguillicaudatus (oriental weatherfish), 1155 nucleotides. RefSeq names its product distal-less homeobox 5a (gene dlx5a). Lineage: Eukaryota; Metazoa; Chordata; Actinopteri; Cypriniformes; Cobitidae. Gene Ontology annotation, biological process: cell differentiation; embryo development; regulation of transcription by RNA polymerase II. Gene Ontology annotation, molecular function: DNA-binding transcription factor activity, RNA polymerase II-specific; RNA polymerase II cis-regulatory region sequence-specific DNA binding. The record is from RefSeq and is a predicted model, not a curated record.